AUGAUCCUUACGAAAUUAGAAGAAGAAAAGCAAAUGGGUUAUAUUCUUGACUAUAGGAUUACCUACGGUAAUAUCGAGGAAACUUUUGUAAGGAUGGGUGAAAUGACUGAAGUCGACAAAUGUGUUGCAUCGGCUCCACUUGGUAGUAGGUCAUGGAAUUCAUUUCGAGAACGCGUAAAGCACCGCUGUUAUUCUGACAAGAUGUUAUCACUCAAUAGGUCUCAGAAGGUGAUGCGGUUCUUCUUUUGCGUUGAGUUCCGGCUUGAUGCGUGGUUGGUGCCAAUUUUUGUAGCACUAUUUGCUGCUCAUCAAAUAAUGUUUGAAUCGGAAAUUACUAAUGUCUCAGUGGAGCUGUCACUAUCAUCAAUCCCCACUGGAAGGUUUCUGGUUUUCAAUCCAGUCAACGAAACUACGGUGCGACAUAUGGUUGUACAGUUUAUGAGCAGAUUCGACAAUAUAGAGGUGCAACAUAUAAAUUCAUCGCGUAUUGAUGCUAUCUGGCCACGAAAAUGGCCAUGGGCUGUCGGAGGACUCUAUAUCAAGAAGAACCAGGUCGGACGGAACAGUUUUGACUUCGUCUCCUCUUCCGAUCAGAAACAAUUGCUAUGUGUUCGUGGAGGAGCUGCUCAAUUGAAUAUGGACCUCGAAUUGCGGCCACGACAGCAUCAUUUCGAUCGAAGUACCAGCUUUAUCGUACCGAUCACAUUGCUGCUGCCACUGAUUUUGUUCACCUCUUCAUGUACCAUUGUACCGGCUGAAGAACAACAGUCCCUAUUUAAACAUCAACAAUUAAAGACCGGAUUAUGGCCUUCGAUGUACUGGCUUGUCACGAUGUUCUACGACGCGAUCAUAGCCAUACUUGUCUGCCUGGUCAUAAAACUCAUACUGUUAAUGUUUCAUUGGAACGCUGAAUGGGGGUUCUUGGGCCUGAUGUGUCUGUAUUGCGUGAUCAAUCUUCCAUUAGCUUACUUGAUCGCUUCGAUUAUAUCACAUGUUGGAGGAGCUUUUUUAUUUCUACUCCUCUUUCAGUCCCUCGCUUUUAUUCCCCUUUUUAUCUCUGAUAUGUAUCUUCGAAGACAAGCAGAACUUCAGUUUGGUGACGAUGUUAAAGAGGAAAUGGAUCGCCUGACCAAGGUCAAUCCCAAAGGGGCACUCUCAGUGAAGCAUCUUGUCAAAUAUUAUGGAAAGGAAUGCUGUCUGAAGAAUAUAACCUUCGGUAUUGACAUCGGUGGAAAAUUCGGACUUGUUGGGGUCACUGGAUCGGGAAGAACGACAGCAUUCAAUCUGAUAGCUGGUUUUCAACGCCCAUCUGAUGGGAGUGCUGUCCAUUACGGCGAGGACACGUAUUCACUUUCGAGAGUGGGCUGGUGUGGAUCGCAGGAUGCUCUAUUUGGUCGAUUGACGUGCAGUCAGAACAUUACGAUCAUCGCUGGAUUGAUUGGGUACUCUAAUAUACGACAAGUUGUCAAGACCUUGAUCGAAGCUUUGGGAUUACGCUUGCAUGCAAACAGGAAAAUAUCAAAUUGCUCUACGGGACAAAAACGACGAGUCAGCGUCGCGCUGGCUCUACUGACUCGAUCAGAAUUGAUCGCAAUGGAUGAACCGACCAGAGGAGUCGACCCAGUGACUCGUCGGGAUAUUUGGCGUUUGAUCAACUCUACACAUUUCAACAAUCGUACAUUUUUCUUCACAUCAUCAUCGAUCGAAGAAUGUGAACAACUCAGUGAUCGAUAUGGUGUUCUCUCGCUGGGGCACCUUAUUGCAGUUGGUACCGUUGAUGCGCUCAGAGCCAAGCAUACAAGGUUGUGUGUACUUCAAUUGGUGGUAGAAGAAUAUGCCAGGAAAAAGGUUGUUGAUGGUAUUCGUGAAAUAUACGCAAAUUCUGUGCCAUUACCGGUUCCUGACAGCGGAAAAGGUCUCCUAAAGUGGCAGAUUCCCAUGCAAGAAGGUGACACCCUAUCGGCCUUCUACCAAAAAUUGCUACAAGUUGAAACCGCCUUGCCAGUUACAAAUGUCUUCCUGUCCCAGUCGUCAUACGACUUGGCUCUCGCUACUAUUAACGAAAAAUUCGCUCAAAUGGCCAAAGCAAAGUUGUCCACAUCGGAAUUGGCGGGCGAGAAAUGA
Messenger RNA from Haemonchus placei, 2124 nucleotides. NCBI's taxonomy places the organism in Eukaryota, Metazoa, Nematoda, Chromadorea, Rhabditida, Trichostrongylidae. The record is from the annotation of a GenBank genome assembly.